This is a messenger RNA of Trichoderma breve, 3360 nucleotides long. Its product is annotated as DENN (AEX-3) domain-containing protein. Gene Ontology annotation, biological process: regulation of Rab protein signal transduction. The transcript is spliced from 4 exons. Bases 1 to 3360 code for a protein of 1119 amino acids. NCBI's taxonomy places the organism in Eukaryota, Fungi, Ascomycota, Sordariomycetes, Hypocreales, Hypocreaceae. The record is from RefSeq and is a predicted model, not a curated record. Gene Ontology annotation, cellular component: cytoplasmic vesicle.
AUGGAGGGCUCAUCGACUCCCCUGGCGGAAUACUUCUGGAUCGCCGGCAUAGAGGCGGUGAUUUACGAUGAGUCCUUGCCGCCAGUGACCCAUUCCACCGAGACGACUACCAUCGUCGAGGAUGGAGAGCCCGAGGAUGAGGAGGACGCUGCUAGCAAUCACACCAAGCCAAGCGCCGCUCGCCACUCUCGCCAGAAUUCUGCCAACCGCUUCUCCAAGCUCUCUUUGGACGGCCGAAAUUCCGUUCAGACCAUCGAGGAGGAUGAUGGCAACACAAGGAGCAACAGGAGCAGUGCCACUAUAAAGGCCAAGCCAGGCAUUGGCAAUGGCAGCGGCAUCCCUAACGGGGAUGGCAUCAACAAUGGCGGUUCGAUGGGCGAAUUCUUGGGCCUUAUGGGAGACUUUGAUUUCGACAAGGCACUUCUCAAGUUCGCCGCAGAGAGGGAGAACUUCCUUGAGGAUCUCUCCUUCAGUGCUGGCGCGAAAACACAGGCACGAGCGCCCAUGGUAAACCCUCGGGCUGAGCGCAUUCGUGCCGACGAGGCUGAACCCAGCGGAAGGGUCAGUCCUCUGAGGAGCAUUAAGGGUAGCAUCCGCCGCAAGAUCAGCUUUAGGGAUAUGAACAGCCUGCGGAAGCAGCCCAGCGUUGCCAGACCCAUGUCACAAAGAGCUCCUUCAAUAAGGACCACGAGACGACUUAGUAACUACAACUCGGUGAUCCCCCCUCCCGAGCCUUUGAAUACCGAUCCCGAUAUGCAUCCCCUCAAGAGACGCUUCGAGCCUAUGCUCCUGGACCGGUACCCACCCAAGACUGCUACCGACGAGGUCGCUCGACGAGGAAAGUUCCCCGAUUAUGUGCCCAUGUUCGCCUUCCCCAAUGAUGUUCAGAUUGUCUCGUCCGAUGAUCGGCCGAGGUCUACCUGGCACGGCUUCACAAUGACAUCCGACGACAAUUCCAAGUUGUACGGUAUUACACUCAUUGUGUGGACAGCACUACCUGCCGAUGUGGCCGAGGUGGUGGAGAACAAAUGCGAGGACUGGCGACAGAGCCACAUGUCCAACGAGGAGCGGGAGCUGGCCGCAAGCCUGGGUGUGCGCCUCGCCAGCGAGCGAUCGCACUUGUCGCAGCUCUUGGCUAAACUUGGGACAAUUCCCUCAGGCACCCCAGCCCGCGAUAGGCUCGAGGAUGAGAUCGGCGGUGUCGAGGAAAAGAUUACCCUCAUGACGGACAUGCUUAGGCCCCUGAGACACGGUGCGGCCUCCAGAAUUGAGGGCCUUACAACUGGCGAGACAGGUCUCUGGGCCCCACGCGCGUAUGGUAUUCUGGGCAGAGAUCCUGCAAACAUGGCAUUCUGGAAAGAAUGGCUCAAGGCGAUAGUUGUUCCCAUGACCGACGGUGCCGUCCUCAGGAUCCCUCCAAGCUCUCCCAAGGUCGGCCGAUGGCAACCUUUGGAGCAGUAUGUCGUCAAUCUGUGUACUGAAGCUUUUAGCCCACUGGGCUCCAAGACUCAAGUCGAGAUUGGCGUACGGGAACUGCGCCUCUUCUCCCGCAAAGAAGCGGCAAACGAGAUUCCCGGCUCCAGGACCAUUGAUAUCUACGCUCUAUUCAGAUGUCUCUCCCUUGAGAACAUUGUCGCUCUGUUUGAAUACGCCAUGUCCGAAUCUCGCAUCAUCUUCCUCUCCUCUCACACCAGCAUGCUGCACUUGGCCUGCCAUGCUCUCGCAAACCUUUUGUACCCUCUAAAAUGGGCAAGCAUCUUUAUUCCUAUCCUGCCCGCCAGGUUGAUCUCUGCUCUUGAUGCUCCUUGCCCAUAUAUUGUUGGCGUGGAACGCCGUUAUGAGCGAAUUGAUCUCCCUGAUGAUGAUUAUGUCCUAGUUGAUCUUGACAAGGACACUAUCGAUGCUACGUCGCAGCCUAACCGUUUACCUCGACAGCAUCGUAGGAAGCUGAUGUCUUUGCUGCAGGUUGCGGCUCCGCACAAGCUUCGAUACGGUGUUACCACAGGGCCUCCCCCUUACGCAAUGGAGGCUUUCCCGUAUGAUUCCUUCUCAUCGGAAAACGCAUCUCUGUUCACAAGCGUUGCUCCGCCGUCGACUCUCGGCAAAUGGGUGUCUCAGAAUUCGUCUAGCUUCGCGGAUCCCGACCCCCCAACUGAGCUAUUACCUCCAGUCUUUAACGGAUUUUCUGUGUCUAUGGUGGACACAGGUAAAUCUGAUCGACCAGGGACGAGCAAGUCGAAUCACACCAGCCCUCAAUCCUCCGUAUCCCCAGUCUCCAUGAAAUUCCCUCCCAUGCCGUCUACUCCGGUCUCGCGCAGUGAUUCGGGCUUCGCCUUGACCGCGACACUUCGGGAGAAGCGAUCUGGGCAUUUUGGAGAAGACAAGGGCCGACGAAGCUCCUCUUUUGGCGUCGACAAGUACCAGCCCGUCCACCGGCCUAGCCUCCCCUUCCUGAACGGCCAUCAGACAAACCUAUCCAUCUCAACUUUGGAUUCUCAGUCGUCUUUUGGAGGAGGUUACGCUCCAUCGACGUACGCAGCCUCGACUUUGGCGGCCUCAACUAUUAUGCCCAACAUGCAGAUUCAGCCAGUCAGUAACACUGAUACGACGGUCUGGGUAGAGGGACACUGCUUCAACUGGAACCCCAAGGACACCGCAUCGGUCUGCACGAUUUGCGAAGAGAGGUCCGAAGGCGAUGGAUUCUACAAGUGCGGUGCCUGUAAGACCGUGGCCCACGGUAGAUGCCUGGGCUUCGUAUCCCUGGUGUGUACCGAGGCUUUCCACGCCGACCGUGUCCGAGCGGCGUUUUUGUAUGCCUUUGACAUGGAUGGGUUCAUCAAGAGUCUCCCUUACGAUCAGCAAGAGUAUGUUACAAUGAUGCGGGAGACGCAAGCAUUCAACGAAUUUAUCCAUGACAGAGAAAUCAAGCUUGCCUCUGAGCCUGAAAUUCGGCUCUUUGACGAGAUCAUUAUGGCUAAGAAGGCCCGUGGACGCACCGGCCUGCCUUCGAGCUUGUCCCGGCUGUCUACGCUUCGCGGUAACAGCGGUACCAAUUCAUGGGGGCUCUCGCCGUCCGGCCGUAGUGGCAGCAGCGCAUCCAGCAGCGGCAGCAACGGCAAGAUUCCCCCUUAUCUUAGCGAUACUUCAGAGCACAUAUGGCGCACAGCCUCUGUGCCUCUGCCCAAGGGCAACUUCCCGGGCGAAUAUCACAGCAUCGUGACUCGGAUGCCGGCUCGCCUUGACAGAUCGCUCAUGCGUGAGCCUCGCACCAUCCAGGGCGUUCCCCGUGUUGAGCCACGUGGUCCCAAGGGAGUUGCUCGAAAGCAAGUUCCGAACAUGCUGGGCGGCACGCCUCUAUGA